Messenger RNA from Colletotrichum siamense, 861 nucleotides. RefSeq lists its product as uncharacterized. Lineage: Eukaryota; Fungi; Ascomycota; Sordariomycetes; Glomerellales; Glomerellaceae. Bases 1 to 861 code for a protein of 286 amino acids. The record is from RefSeq and is a predicted model, not a curated record. The transcript has 4 exons.
AUGAGCGACGUCGACGAGCACCACACUGUCAAGCAUCACAUCUCUAAGCAUAUCUUCUUCAAGGACGUCAUCAUCGGGUUCAUCAUUGUCGAGCCCCUCGUCGUUAAGCACAUCAUCAUUAAACACGCCAUCUUCAAGCACUUCGACGUUGAGCAUCUCGUCAUCAAGAACCUCAUCAGAGAGCACCUCAUCUUCAAGCAGCUCAUCGUCAAGCCUCUCGUCGUCUACGUUCACGUUCGCAAGUUCUACAAGUGCUACCCCGUCAAGCACCUCAUCAUCGGUUUCGUCGUCAUCGCGCACUUCAUCGUCAAGCAGCACAUCACCAAACUCCAUAACGUCUACGGUUACUUCCACAAGUUCUACGGGAACUACAUCGUCAAGCACAUCGAGCACUUUGAAGAUGGUGCGAACCCCUGGAUUCUUUAUCGAACAACUGUUGAAACCGGCGUUGUCGGUGUGUACGACCACCCGCAGGACGGCAAUAAAUAUGCGUUUACUCCAUUCUACUCCGGCGUUCAAUCUGGAUUUAUUGCGCAGAUUCUUGUCGGCUUAACAGUCGGCAGGCCCUACCGCCUAAAGUUUUACUACGGGCUGGGUAUUUUGACACAGACCGGAGCAUACGGCAACUGCCAGUUGAGGCUACAAAUGUCUGGGACAUAUUCAGUGGGAAAUACCAUCACAGUGGGCAACACGCCCGCAGGUGAGUACCAACUGUCGGACCAGAUUUACACCCCAGAUUCGGGCUACAACGCCAACCCGGCGUUUCAAGUUGCGAUUUCUUGCGCCGACACCGCCAACCCCGCUGUCGCCGAUUUCUUGCUCGACAACUUCUCACUCACGGAUUCCACCCAAUGCCCCUAG